AUGUUUCAAAACCCCGUGCACAAGGCGUGGCAGAAGCAGUCUGCUCUCAAGGCCGAGGCAGAGGCGCAUGCUGCAAGCGCCCUGAGGGCUGCAGCCAAGCUUUCGGACGUGCUCACCGAUUCGCUCAACGAGGAGGUUCGCGAGAUCUACGAGACCCAGAAGCUGCUUGAGACGGAGUCUCAGCUGCUUCGCCGCGAGCUGUCAGAGGCGCGCGCGACCCUGACCGCCUGGCAGGCCAAGCUGCGCGUGCUGCAGGAGGGCCUCAAGGGCGCGGGGGACCUGGAGCACUACGCAGAGUACCUGGCCAGGGAGGCCGCACUGGUGGCGCGCGCCAGCGCAGAAAAGGGCCUGCUGGGGGGCGCAGGACGCGCGGCGGCGGCAGUCGCCUCGUCGGGUGCUGCUAUUAGCGGCGGCGGCGGCGAUUCCGGGGCAGCGGGACAGGCAAGCAGCGCCAUCGUCGUUGGUGACGCCGCGGUGGACGAGCAGGCGAGUGCUUUGCUGCCUCUCAGCUCCCAUCUGCCGUUGUCGCGUGGCGCCAGCAGAUGA
Messenger RNA from Monoraphidium neglectum, 546 nucleotides. RefSeq lists its product as hypothetical. Bases 1 to 546 code for a protein of 181 amino acids. The transcript is spliced from 3 exons. The record is from RefSeq and is a predicted model, not a curated record. NCBI's taxonomy places the organism in Eukaryota, Viridiplantae, Chlorophyta, Chlorophyceae, Sphaeropleales, Selenastraceae.